AUGACAAUACCUCCCCUACCAUUCAAAGUAAAAACAACUGUCUCAUGGCCUGGUGAAGAGUCUGGUGACUUGGGGUUUCUUGAAAAUGAAUUGAUCCAGGUAUUUUCCAUAGUUGAUGAGAGUUGGUGGAGUGGGAAGCUACGUCGAAAUGGAGCUGAGGGGAUAUUUCCCCGAGAAUAUGUCUCUAUAAUGGAGGAAGAUAGUUCGAGAACCACUCCUCCUCCUACGUCGGGAUUGGGCACUCCUACUAAAAAGGGAAAGAUGAUGGGUGGCAGUACUAUGUCAGUUGAUCGGUUUCAAAAGCAACUCUCAUCAAACACCAUGAUGAAUUACAAAAUGGGUGAUGUGAACUCACCAACAUCACGAGGCUCGUAUGAUAGAAUGAACCAAAGUUCUGAUGGAAUUUCACCAUCAAUGGGAAAAAAAAACAAUUUUAUUCAUGCAUCAGCUUCGCAAGGAAGCUUCUCCACUGGUAAAUUAAGUCAAUAUCAACAACAAUUGCAACUUCAACGCGAUCGUGAUUUCGAAAUUGAAAAUUUUAAACGUAUGCAACAACAAUUGAAGCAGCAGCAGCAACAACUUGACAAUUACAAACUCUAUAAGUCAACUCUGGACUUGAAUCGAAAUAGCAUGAUGUCGGCACAGCGAGACAUGGUUCAUUCACAACCAUAUCCUCAAGGUGCAUCGCACAAGUCAAGCUCAUAUGCUGAUGUCAAGUCUGCCAACUUGGCUCAGAGACAACAAUAUAAAGAGAAGCUAGCGCAGCAGCAUCAGCAACAGCAACAGCAAGUGCAUUAUGGAAGUCAUUCAUCAUUGCCAUUGUCGCCUAAUGUUACAUCUCCAAGACAGAAUAAGAGCAAAGCGCCACGGGAGCAGGAGUUCAUCAACGAAUACGAAGAAAUUGCUCGGAAACGAGCUGAAUUGGAGUACGAGUUGCAAAAGUUAAAGCGUAAUGAUUUUCUGGUUAGGUCACAAGAUCAAAGAUAUCCAAUGCCAACCCCAAAAUACAAUACUUCUUCACCAAGAACUAAGGAGGAAUAUUCCAUUGACUCAUAUGACUCUGUCGAUGACAGACAACGGUACUCCCGUGAUGAUUUGAGUAAAAAAAUGUCAAGUUAUAUCACUGAUGAAGAAGAGGACAUGCAACGUGGCAAGCCUAGUAACCCAAUGAUGCUUAAUUAUGUCAACACUAAAAGCAAUGUGCAAAGACGGGUCGCUGGUGAUGAAUCUCCGCCACCUCCACCUCCACCAAAGCACUUGACCCCAAUGAAGUCACAAGUCGCAUCAUCACCAAGUGGGGCAUUAAACAAUGAGAUGGGCUCUAACUCACAAAUGAGAAUUCCGUUUGAUACUGAUGAUUUUCGUUCAUCAGGCCACCAAGACCUGGGAAUGGCAGUGGCGAAUAUCACUAAUGACGAUGACUAUUACCGCUUAUACAUGCAACAAGAAGAGUUGAAAAACUCUAUCAAAUCAUUACAAAGUGAUGUGAUGAACUUGUCUGAGUUGAGUGCAACAAGUGCCGGCUCAUUUAUGAGACAUAAAUACGAAAAAGAUUUACAACAAAGCCAAUCGCGUAUGAAGGGCAUGAAUAUCAAUGAGGAUAUUUAUGAUGCCACCAUGGUUGAGGAAGAAGAAGAAGAAGAAGAAGAAGAUUUGGACGAUUUACAUUAUACAGAGUCUAAAUCAGAUGUGAUGAAUGCCGUAUUUGAGGACAAAAGGAAAGGAAAUGGAAACAUUUUCAAAAAGUUAUUGAAACGAUCAACUCAAGAACAAUUAAAUCCAAUUGAACAAAGAUUACAACGACAAGAUGAGAUUGAUUUGGUUAGUUACAAGAUGGACAUCAAUAGAAUGAAUUCGUUAACCUCGAAAGAGAAACAAGGCCGGACUAAACGAGUAGUUAAAAGUGAGGCCAACUUGAUUGUUAAACCAUUGGACUACAUUACCGAAAUCAAUACGAAUGAAACAACGACUGCGGUUAGUCAAGAAAAUGGAGACUUUGUGACUGAUGAUAAUGAUGGUUUUAUUGAUUUAUCAUCGGUUCCAUAUUCCAAAAUUGAUGCGUUUAUUGGUAAUUACGACAUUCGGUACGAUUUGAAUGAAUUUAUAUCUGAUAUAUCAGUCAAGUUUCAUAGUUCAGAAUUGGCAAAGAUAAGGGGUGUGUUAUUACACUUGUGCAAAUUCCACAUAAUCGAAGAAGAGGAGGAACAAUCAGUAGGAGGAGAACGUUUGCCAUCAUCAUCGGUUAUUUCUCAAGUGAAACCCAAAUUGAAAGAAGUACAACUGAAGGGAGAAGCAUCAAUUUUCCAAAUCAACUACAUCUUUAAAAAAAUCCUUGAUGCAUUGAGAAUCCCAUGUGAGAUUGUUUUAGGAUUUUGGAAAAAACCCAAUGAAUUUUAUCACAAUGAGCAAUAUGUCAUCAAUCAUUGUUGGUUAUCGGUAUUAGUUGAAGACAAAUUCCGAUUAAUUGACUUGUUCAAUUUUAAAAACCCCACAGUUUGCAACUUACACGAGUGUUCCUAUAAUGAAUUUUAUUUUCUUGCUCAGCCAUUAAGUUUAGUGUCGACGCAUAUCCCAUCAAUAAUUGACUUACAGCAUGUGACACCUCCGAUCGAUCCUAGCAUUGCCUUCUAUUUACCCAGAACUUACUCGGGGUUUUAUGCCAAUGAGUUGUCGUUUUACAAUUUCAACAAUGCGUUAACUAGAUUGAAAGAUUUGGAGAUUUUCGAAUUGGAAUUGUAUGUUCCUGCUGAUGUUGAAUUGUUUACAUUAGUUAAAACAUCAAGAGUCACUACUAAUGAUUUAAGUUUAUGCCAAAUUAGAUGGGUUAAUCAUAAACGUAUGGCUAAAAUUAAGGCCAUCCUACCCAAGAAUGAAUCAAUUGGUGUAUUACAAAUCUUUGCUGGACCCAAGGGAUUACAAAAGCAUUUUGAUAAUAUUCACCAGUUAUCCAUCGUUGUUCCCUUAACACAUCAAGGUGCAACUAGACAAACCAAAUUUGUCCAACGCUUCCCCACAGUCCAAAGUCAAUUGAAUGAUUUGUAUAUUGUUAAACCACAAGCCAAUAAAUUGAUGGUUAAAAACACCUAUCUGUUUCAAAUUGAACAGUAUCCCAGCCAUGGGCUACGUCAUGCUGCUGCUGCUUUGGCUAUGAAGUCGACUACAUCACUGCCAGCCGACUUUAAGGUUGUGAUUGAGUCGCCGCUGGGAAAAUAUUUCAAAUUGACACGUGAUGAAGAUGAAGAGCGAGAGAAAGAAGAGGAGUAUGGUUGUGUUAGAGCCACUAACUCAAUUGCCAAACCAUUUGGAUUGUAUUCGUCAAAUAUCAAGUGCCUGGAACUAGGUGUUUAUCGGGGAUUAGUCAUUGGUGAUAAUGGUAAUAGCUGGUAUGUGUUUGCUCAAUGGGAAUGCGUUCAAAAGGUUUAG
Molecule: messenger RNA, 3423 nt
Organism: Lodderomyces margitis
Lineage: Eukaryota; Fungi; Ascomycota; Pichiomycetes; Serinales; Debaryomycetaceae
Exons: 1
Coding region: 1-3423 (1140 amino acids)
Molecular function (GO): protein binding
Source: RefSeq, a predicted model, not a curated record